This is a messenger RNA of Corylus avellana, 4942 nucleotides long. Lineage: Eukaryota; Viridiplantae; Streptophyta; Magnoliopsida; Fagales; Betulaceae. The record is from RefSeq and is a predicted model, not a curated record.
GAAAGCUGUUAUGCAAUUAGUAGUUGCAAGGCGGCCUCGUUUGUACAACCCAAUUGCAGCGCCACAAAAGUUCCUCACAGCUGCACACUGCCAAGCUUCUCAUUUCGCCGCCGUCAACGGAGAAAAAGCACCCACCGCGCUACUGAAGCUUUACCGCACGCCGUUCAGUCCGUCGCCCGCAUUCUCCUAGAGCAAUACUGCAGCAUCGCACCACUCAAACACCGGAGUAGCGUCGUUCUCCACCGCUCAGGGAAGAAAGAACCCCUUGCUAAACACACAAUCACCUACUUGCGUUCUCUCUUAGGGUAGCUUUUGUUGUAGUAAACAUGACGCCGGAUCCAAAUGCAAGUAGUAGCGGCACGGUUCCGUCCAAGGACUCCAAGAAGAAGAAGGACGAGAAAAAGGAAGAAGAUCUGUCGGAUGAGGAUUUGGCGUUGAAGCAGCAGUUGGAGUUGUAUGUGGAAAGGGUACAGGAUCCUGAUACUGGGCUGCAGAAGGUUGCGCUUGAGAGCAUGAGGCAGGAAAUUCAAACCUCUACUAGCUCUAUGACCUCUGUCCCAAAGCCAUUGAAGUUUCUUCGUCCACACUAUGGAAUUUUGAAAGCAUAUUAUGAAACAAUGCAGGAUUCAGAUUUGAAGAAGUACUUAGCAGAUAUACUGUCAGUUUUGGCGCUCACUAUGUCUGCGGAGGGUGAAUGGGAGAGCCUAAAGUACAGAUUGUUGGGUUCAGAGGGUGAUAUUGGCUCAUGGGGUCAUGAAUAUGUGAGGAACUUAGCUGGAGAAAUUGCACAGGAGUAUGCUCAGCGACUGGACGAAGAAGAUCCGAUUGAUGAUCUUAUGGAGCUUGUUGAACAAAUAGUUGCUUUUCAUAUGAAGCACAAUGCUGAACCUGAAGCUGUUGAUCUUUUAAUGGAGGUUGGCUACCUUGUUCUUUUAAUUGAGCAUGUGGACAGUAUGAAUUUUAAAAGGACGUGUCUCUACCUGACCAGUUCAGCAAGAUACCUCCCUGGCCCUGAUGAUAUGUCGGUCCUGCAUGUUGCCUAUAUGAUUUAUUUAAAAUUUGAGGAGUUUCCAAAUGCGCUUCAGAUCGCCCUAUUUAUGAAUAACAUGAAGUAUGUGAUGCGGGUAUUUACUUCGUGUGAUUGUCUGCUACGAAAGAAGCAAUUCUGUUACAUACUUGCUCGACAUGGUAUUUCAUUCGAGCUGGACGAUGAGAUGGUUGCGGAUGAUGAUGACAGAGAGGUAUUACAGGAGAUAAUAAACAACAGCAAGUUAAGUGAAGGCUAUCUUACACUCGCUCGAGAUAUUGAGGUCAUGGAACCCAAAUCUCCUGAAGAUAUCUACAAGGCACACUUGCUUGAUGGUCGGGCUAGUGCUGGUGCAAGUGUUGACUUGGCUAGACAAAACCUCGCUGCCUCCUUUGUUAAUGCUUUUGUAAAUGCUGGCUUUGGUCAGGAUAAGUUGAUGACAGUCCCAUCAGACAAUUCUAAUGGUGGUUCUUCUUCUAAUUGGCUUUUCAAAAAUAAAGAACACGGGAAGACUAGUGCUGCAGCAAGUCUUAGUAUGAUUUUACUGUGGGAUGUUGAUGCUGGGCUUGCCCAAAUUGACAAAUACUUCCAUCUAAGUGACAGCCAUAUCAUUGCUGGCGCAUUAUUAGGAGUUGGGAUUGUGAAUUGUGGUAUCAAGAAUGAUUGUGAUCCUGCACUGGCACUUCUGGGUGAUUAUGUAGAUAAAGAUGAUUCAUCCGUCAGAAUUGGUGCAAUAAUGGGCCUCGGAAUUGCAUAUGCUGGUUCCCAAAACGAGCAGAUACGGAUUAAAUUGGCUCCUAUACUGAAUGAGGCUAAAGCUCCCCUUGACGUAAUUGCAUUCACUGCAAUCUCUUUGGGCUUGGUAUAUGUGGGUUCCUGCAAUAAAGAGGUUGCUAAGGCAAUUAUAUGUGCAUUGAUGGACCGAAGUGAGUCAGAGUUAGGGGAACCCCUUACUCGCCUUUUGCCUCUUGGCCUUGGUCUUCUAUAUCUCGGAAAGCAGAAACAUGUGGCGAAAACGGCUGAAGUCUCUCUGACCUUCAAUGGAAAAAUUAGAAAAUACUGUUACAUGACACUACUUUCCUGUGCAUAUGCUGGAACAGGGAAUGUUCUCAAGCUUAUCUUUUUUCCACAGGUUCAAAACCUUCUGAGUCACUGCUCACAACAUCUUAACAAGGGUGAAACCCACCAGGGUCCUGCUGUACUUGGAAUUGCUAUGGUGGCAAUGGCUGAAGAAUUGGGGCUUGAGAUGGCAAUUCGUUCGUUAGAGCAUCUUUUACAGUAUGGCGAACGGAACAUUCGUCAAGCCGUUCCUUUGGCUCUUGGUCUCCUUUGCAUAUCAAACCCUAAGGUUUAUGUUAUGGACACAUUAAGCAGACUUAGCCAUGAUACAGAUUCAGAAGCAGCAAUGGCUGCUGUAAUUUCCUUAGGUUUGAUAGGUGCGGGUACCAACAAUGCUCGAAUAGCUGGCAUGCUUCGCAAUCUUUCAAGCUAUUACUACAAAGAUGCCAGCCUUCUUUUCUGUGUUCGAAUUGCGCAAGGUCUUGUACAUUUGGGGAAGGGCUUAUUAACUCUUAAUCCGUAUUAUUCUGAACGGUACUUGCUAUCCCCGACGGCACUUGCUGGAUUAGUAACCAUGCUGCAUGCAUGCCUUAACAUGAAAGCCAUCAUUUUGGGGAAAUAUCAUUAUGUUCUCUACUUCCUUGUUUUGGCGAUGCAGCCAAGAAUGUUGAUGACUGUGGAUGAGAAUCUCAAACCUCUUUCUGUACCUGUUCGGGUGGGUCAAGCAGUCGAUGUCGUUGGCCAGGCUGGUCGUCCCAAGACCAUCACGGGUUUCCAGACACACUCAACCCCUGUUAUUUUGGCUGCUGGUGAUAGGGCAGAACUGGCUACUGAGAAAUACAUUCCUCUGUCUCCCAUUCUUGAAGGCUUUGUCAUCUUGAAAGAGAACCCAGAGUACAGAGAAGAACGUUAGAGCUGUGUUAGAAGACAAGUGCACAAGAAUUGAGAAGAUGAUUAAUGGUUGACGUAUGAGGGACUUGGAACCAGAUCAUCCGAAAAAACUGAUGACGAUUUGCUAGUAUUUGUUGAAAUGGUGCACGUAUGUUCUACUCAUAGAAAACUAGUCUUCUAGAAUUAGGUGUUUUGAGAAAGAAGAAAGAAAGGAAGAUCUCUUGUUUUUGUUUUAAAAGUCAUCUCAUGAGCAGCCCGGUAACAUUUGUUGAGCUCCUUGGUCCUUUCUAAAAGAAAACGCAAAAGGUAUACUAAUACAAAGUAAUUCAAGUUGGUGGGAAUGGCUUCCUCCUUGUACAAGCACACGGAGCUUAGUAAAAUAGAACUGUGGGUUGUGCAGCUUGCUUGACGUAUCCUUUCUUUUCUUUCAACCUUAUUAGUGUUAAUAGUUAGGAUGGACCGGUUAAUUUCCCCCUGGUUGUUGAUGUAGUUACUUGUAGUUUCUUUGAUUUAUUUUCUAGCCCAGAAGGAACCCUAUACGCCUAACAAAUGCAAGUUGGAUGUUGUUUUCCGGGAGCUAAAAAACUAUUUAUGGAGUUGGACCUAAAAAAGCUAUCCAGGUUCGUUAUCGAUUAGGUAUCAGUGGGAACAGAGUAGUGAUAGAGGUUACGCGGCAUGCGUGAACAGUAAUGCACACCGCUGACGUGGCACAUGCCACAUUAGAUAAAAAGAAAAAAACGUUUUUUAUUUUUGAAAACAGCGCCAGCGUCAAAGACUCAAAUCCCUCCCCCCAUUUCAGUCUUGAACCCCUGCCCUCAAAUUUUCCCCCAAAUUUUCCCUCCCUCCCCGUACUGCGAGACGCUUCACCACCGCCGGAAAGCUCUCUUUUUGUUUGAGCGUACCCAGAUGAGAAAAAGUGAAAGUCCAGCUUCUUCUUUCACCCACGUGAUUUCAACGUGUUGAGUGUUGAGCCUUAUGGGUUUGAAUUUCCUUGAUUUCUUCUGUGUUUCCAAUUUUUGUUUGGUUUUGUGUGUGAUUUCAACGUGUUGAGCGUUGUUUGGUUUUCCCACAGCUCUCUCUCUCGCGCUCUUCUUGUUUGAGCGUAAACAUUUAAGAUCAAGCACAGAUCUGGAUCAUUCAUUAAGAAAUCUCCCAGAUUCGGGCUUAAGAAUCUUUCAUCUUGUUUUUCAUUUCUUGUUUUGCUUUUGUCUAUUUGCCUCAUUUUUUAUGGUGAUCUAGUUUUUUUGAAGGUUUCGGUAGAAGAUUUCAAUUCACCACUAAGGUUUCAAAAUGGCAAGCCACCGGGUUGCCAUCAUUGCUUUAUUUGCCAAAGAUGUGUUCUGAAGAUGGAUCAUCUGUGUGUUUGGGUAGUGAAUUGUGUUGGAGCGUGCAACUAGUAGUUUUUCUUCUUUUCUUGGUGCUUUUCUGUUGAACAACACUUCUAUUCAGAAAGUUCAUGGAGAUUUCUUUUGACUCCUCGAGAAGAAUCCAGUUCCAACUGACUAUAAAGGAUUAAUAUGGAUGAUUGCUUGUUUCCUGGAAAAGAAUAUAGUGGAUGUGCCAUGUCUUAAACAUGGUAAUUUUGCUCCACAAGUCUAACUGGUUUUCUCUACAAUGCUCAAGCAUGCAGAUGUGAGUAAAGAAAGUACAUGGCAUAGACUUGUGAGACAUUACUUGAAUGGUACAAAAAGGAAUACCGUGAAUGCAAUUCGGAUGGCCUUUCAUAUAAUCUUGAAUUGUUAUGAAGCUAUUUGACUGAACUAUGGCAGAGGCAGAAUUGUCUAGCAAUUUCAAGCACCAGGGAUAGGGAUGUUUAAUUUUUUAUUUUGACAGCAUUUUUGCUAUUAGUUUAAAGGUUGGUUGUCGCUGGAUUUAUUGAGCUGAUGGACUAGGCGCUUCACCACCCAUUUAUCUUUGUAAUUCCAUUUUGUCAAUCCAAUCCAAUCCAUAUCUUUCCAUGUCUCA